Molecule: messenger RNA, 1678 nt
Organism: Heterobasidion irregulare TC 32-1
Lineage: Eukaryota; Fungi; Basidiomycota; Agaricomycetes; Russulales; Bondarzewiaceae
Exons: 6
Coding region: 132-1367 (411 amino acids)
Source: RefSeq, a predicted model, not a curated record
CUCUCCCUCCUCUUGUUCACUUUUUGGGCUGCCCGGUAGCGCCCCUGGAUCAUCCCUCCUUCCUUUCCUUUCAUUUUUCCCAGCAGGUUGGUAGAAUUGUCCCCGGCGACACCUUUUAGUACGAAUCAAAAAUGCGUUUCACUGCGUCCUUCGUUGCCCUUCUUUCAUCCCUCCUGGUCUCGGCCGCACCCGUCAGCCGGACAGUCACCGACAACAACUUGUUGGUCCUCCAGUUCGCGAACGUCCUCGAGCAGCUGGAGACACAGUUCUACACGCAGGCCCUUCAGAAGUUCCAGACAAGCGACUUCAUCUCCGCAGGGUUCUCGUCCGCGCAAAUCCCCAUCGAAGCGUUCACCGCGAUUCAGUUCGAUGAGGCCACGCACACGACAAUUCUCCAGGAAACGAUCGUCUCCCUCGGUUCCCAACCUCUGAACACUUGCUCGUUCGACUUCUCCUCAGUCCUCACCGAUGUCACCACCAUGGCAGCAACAGCUCGUCUGGUCGAGAACGUCGGUGUUGCUGCUUACCUCGGCGCUGCCCACCUCGUCACCGAUCCUACCAUCCUGACGGCCGCAGCUUCCAUCAUGACCAUCGAGGCCCGCCACCAGACCGUCCUGAACAUCCUCGCGUCCGGCACUUCCAUUCCUCAGGCUUUCGACAUUUUCCUGUCGCCCCCUGAAGUCCUUGCCAUUGCGGGUGGAUUCAUCUCAGGCUGCGAUCUUGGUAUCCAGGCUAACCCGGCUCUGUCUCUCACGAACACGGGUUCCGUCGGCGAGGGCACCCUCUUGACCUUCUCGUCCCCGGCCAUGACUGGCAGCACUGACGGUAUGUUCUGCCAAAUGAUCGCCGGCGGUUUCCCCUUCUCGAUCUCGCUCCCCCUCAGCCAGUGCAACGUGCCUGCUAACCUCACCGGCCCCGUCGCGAUCUUCAUUACGUCGGACAACCAGCCCCUGAACAACAACGCGCGCGACCAGGCUACCGACAAGAUCGUCGCCGGGCCCACCAUGGCGUUCAUCGACAACAAGCCCGAGCUGCUCAGCAGCCUCGUCCGCAAUACCGGCAGCAGCAGCGGUAGCAGCAGCAACUCCGUCGACUCGACCACGACGAUUAGUCCCUCGCAAGCCAGUGCCAUCAUCAACAGCGCGUCUGCCGCCACUGCCACCGCCUCCGUGACCGGCUCUGCGUCGCCCGCAUCUGCAACGGGUUCCGCGUCUGCUGCCGCCUCCACCGCAUCUGCCUCGUCGUCGUCGUCGAACAACGCUGUUCAGGCCGCGGGGACGCUCGGCGGCCCAAACCUCUACGUUGGCCCUAGCCCAGACGGCAAGACGAUGGUGCUCGGCUGGAGCACGGUUCCCGCCCCACAGUAAAUUUACGGUCGAAGGGGCUCGCGCCCGGAGGGGCAUGUGUACUUGAUGGACUUUUACUGCAGAUCUAGUAGGGUUUGGGGUUUAAUGGACUGAUAUGGACACUUUCAGGUCCUUGACGGACGUGCUAUCGCUGCAAUGCUUUUUUGAUUUUCUGUACUUACCACCGGGCUGGAGGGGUCCAUUGGUCGGCGAUCCAUUUUGUUGAAUGGACUUGGCACCGACGGGAUGAUCGUCGCUCUACAUUACUUUACCUACUGGAUGUGCUCAAUUUUAUUCUCGUGGGGAUGAGCGCGAUGUUCCGCUUGCUCUGG